Molecule: messenger RNA, 252 nt
Organism: Gloeophyllum trabeum ATCC 11539
Lineage: Eukaryota; Fungi; Basidiomycota; Agaricomycetes; Gloeophyllales; Gloeophyllaceae
Exons: 3
Coding region: 1-252 (83 amino acids)
Cellular component (GO): mitochondrion
Source: RefSeq, a predicted model, not a curated record
AUGGGGGGCCUUACCUUGAAACACUUCAUCCUGAAACACAGGGUGCUGAACCUAUACCGACAAGCUAUUCGUUCUGUUAGGUCUAUCCCAGAUCCUCAAGCCAGGAAAGAAACUGUCGCCUGGAUUCGCGCCGAGUUCGAAAGAAACAAGCACCUAACGGACGUCCCCACCAUAGAAGACAGGCUAGCAUCCGGUCGUCGGGAUCUCAGACGUAUCCUGCCUACUAUGCACUUGUCGAACUCUCGAUCAUAG